GAAGCUACCGUGGGCGUAUGAUGCAGUCUCAACAACGUACCGGGAUGGCGACCCUGACCGUACAAGUCGCGAGCCGGCUGAGAAGGGCCCGUUCGGCCGCAAUAGAGGGAACAGAAGGGGCAGCAGCAGGAGUCGUAGCAAGACAGCCGAACCCCAGAAGGAAGAAGAUAGGGUACGCAGAGAGCAGGUCGCUGCCGAGGAUGCUGUUUUCGGGAGUAUGAGGCGAACGAGGGACGAGGGUAGACAAGCAUUGGGUGAGGUGGAAGCAAACACGGUCGCGCAGGCUCCAGCCGCCAUGACCGCUGGCAUGAGUGGUGAGCAGGAGGCAACGGAGGUGCUACUUUACGGGUUCGGUACCGACCUGCAGUGGGCUGCUAUCGACUUCUUCGAGCGAGUGAGUGGUGGGGUGGUGCUGGAAGACUACGACCGCACGGCGCCGGGGCAGCUACGAUCGUAUGAUCCUACGCACGCAUACGGUCGUGCGACGCUGCAGCGCAGUCUCAGCAAGGCAGCAUUGAGGAAGAAGAACAGGUACGCUGGUGGAGAGCACUGGAUCAAGGUCACUUUCUCCUCGCGCGAGGCUGCUGAGCUGGCAUGCGCGAGAAGCCCGCAUAUCAUUAAAGGCCAUCUGAUCUACGCAGAAGCUUACCAGGGCAGAGGACCGGCUAGAGACGAGGCUAUUCCAGCGACACAAGCAGGAGCGCAGAUUGUGAGCGGAGCGCUGCCGCAGACCUUCUCUACUAACGGUGCGAGCCCGAACAGCAGCCAAACCGCAACAUCGGCUACCAUGACCGCGCAGGAUGGCGGAGAUGGAGAGUCACGAGAUCCACCACGACUUCAUCCGUCAUCGUCAACAUCGUCAUCUGGCAGCACCGGCGCGCAGCUCACAGUUCCAUCUCAGCAAUUACAGCGAAGAGGAGCAGGCACCGGCACGUUGCGCAUUCCUGGCGCACAGGUGGCCAUGCUACUACCAGCCGAGCAAGCCUUGAUGCCUAAGCAACCGAGGCAGUCGUGGGCGACAUGGGUGGGAGCGAGCGAGCUGAUUGGUACGACAGUGCCGCGCAAGGAUGACGGCACGUUCGACCUCGAGAAGGCCAGUCUUUACUGGCGAUUGUUCUACUGGAUUGAUAAGCUCGUGGGGACAGACUUUUGCGGACUGAGGGGUGACGAGUGACCUGUGCAGCGGUUGACGUGCACAAAAAGGUAUCAAUCGCUGGUAUGAAGACUGCUGCCGGUGCUGUAAUUGCGCCCAGCGGUCACGGAGACAACAUUGAGCAGCAGCUUUCCCGUUCCUAACGUCGUCGUCGAAGUUGUCCUCCUUACCCGACCACAGAAUGCCAAUAGCUGAAACCCCAUUUCACGGCGUUGCACUCCAUCCAUUUCCAACAGCUGGCGUGUGCUCGUCUCAUACGGUACUCAACCGAGGCAAAAACGAAGAAUCAGAAUGAAUCAACAGCGGGUUGUGGUCGUUAGACGCCCGCUUGAUGCAAUGAACAACACCUCACGGCAGCUUAUAUGACAUCGGUCGGCGAGUCCGCGCCUUGUACCACACGACCGCGUUCUGACCGGACGUUAGCCUACUUCCUGUUU
Messenger RNA from Baudoinia panamericana UAMH 10762, 1590 nucleotides. RefSeq lists its product as uncharacterized. The record is from RefSeq and is a predicted model, not a curated record. The coding region runs from base 296 to 1174 and encodes 292 amino acids. Lineage: Eukaryota; Fungi; Ascomycota; Dothideomycetes; Mycosphaerellales; Teratosphaeriaceae. The transcript has a single exon.